Messenger RNA from Entelurus aequoreus (snake pipefish), 5389 nucleotides. It is a transcript of the gene atp8b3, whose product is annotated as ATPase phospholipid transporting 8B3. The record is from RefSeq and is a predicted model, not a curated record. The transcript has 28 exons. The coding region runs from base 303 to 3743 and encodes 1146 amino acids. Gene Ontology annotation, molecular function: magnesium ion binding; ATP hydrolysis activity; ATP binding. Lineage: Eukaryota; Metazoa; Chordata; Actinopteri; Syngnathiformes; Syngnathidae. Gene Ontology annotation, cellular component: plasma membrane. Gene Ontology annotation, biological process: phospholipid translocation; Golgi organization.
UAUCUUUGUGUACGGCACGCUACUGUCGCUCCAGGGCGAUGUGCAUGGGGAGUAAGGCUGUGUUACCAGAGUCCUCACCUGGGAGCUGAGACGGAAGGCGGGGUCAGGGGCCAUGUUGCACCAGCCUGAGCCGAGAGAGGGGAAGUGGGUUGAAAAGCGGUGCAGGUGGUGGAAAAACAUGGCAACAAUGCUUGUGGUUGAGCAAACACAGCUUUGCGGUGCUUUGUGAGCAUCUGCUCGCACUACGCUGAGGAGCGCUUGAGCCAAUCACUGCAGCACGCAUUGUACGUCUCAUCACCACCAUGGACGCAGAAAGUGCCGAAUCAGGCCUCACAUGGGAGGUGAGGGCCAACCAGCAUCACUACCACAAACGACAGCAGAAGACAUCCAUCCUGUUCUUCCGUCGGGGACGAUGCUCGGACAACGUGGUGCGCAGCUAUAAGUACUCCGUGCUCACUUUCCUGCCCCUGACGCUGUUUGAGCAGUUCCAGCAACCGGCCAAUCUCUACUUCCUCUUCAUGGUGGUGUUGCAGUCUAUUCCCAUCAUCUCGUCCAUCGCGUGGUACAUCUCCGUCGUGCCGGUGCUCAUCAUUCUCUCUGUGAAAGGCAUAAAGGACCUCAUUAACGACAUGGCAAGGAGAGGCAGUGACUCUGCGAUCAACUCCCGACCAUGUGACGUGCUCGUCUCCCAGAGUUUCAUUACAGCACAAUGGAAGGAUUUGUGUGUGGGAGACAUUGUGCGCAUCCACAAAGACCAAAUCAUUCCUGCAGACCUUCUGCUCCUGUGCAGUUCAGAGCAUCAGAGUCUGUGUUAUGUGGAGACAGCUGACAUUGACGGCGAGACAAACCUGAAGUACAGACAGGCUCUCCAUGGAACGCACCAUGUCUUAACCUCUCACCCUGCAGACGGGACGCUGGCUAACUUCGACGGUGUGGUUCUCUGUGAGGAGCCCAACGAUCGCUUGUACACCUUCAGGGGACAGCUCCACUGGCGGAGGCAAUGUCUCCCGCUGGACAACGAGCAUAUCCUGCUGAGGGGGACAGUGCUGCGGAACACGCUGUACGCUUACGGCUUGGUCAUAUACACCGGUACAGACACAAAGAUUCUGAGGAACUGCGGAAAAUUGCGGAAGAAGGGAACUCGAGUGGAAAAAGUUCUCAACGGAGCGGUGAUCGGGAUAGUCGUGGCCAUGCUGCUGACUGCACUUCUUCUGGCCGUGGGGAACGGACUAUUCGCCAGCCGGGUCAUGACCCACACGGAGGUUCUGUCUUCUCUGGUCAUCAACAACAACCCGGCCUACACAGGCUUCCUCACCUUCUGGAGCUACAUCAUCCUGCUCAGCCCCGCCAUGCCUAUUGCGCUCUUCUUCACGUUUGAGAUGAUCCACACAAUGCACAGCAAGUUCGUUGGGUGGGAUCUGGAGAUGUACUGGCAGAAGACUGACAGCCCAGCACAGGCCCGCCACACCUCCUUAUGUGAGGAGCUGGGCCAGGUGGAAUACCUGCUCAGUGACAAGACUGGGACCCUGACCCAAAAUCGUCUGCUCUUCAGACAGUGCUGCAUAGCUGGCAAGAUUUAUGGUGAUGUUUCAAUAAGGGCAGAGGACACAAAGCCGAUGGACCUCAGAUGGAAUCCUUUCUCCCGUGGGGGUCUGUUCAUGUGGGCUCCCACCCUGGUGAGGCGUCUCCGAGCACAGCAGUGUGAGACCACAAGACAAUUCUUCACGGCGCUGACCGUGUGUCACACCGUCAUGGCCGAGUGGAAGAAAGGCGCUCCAGUUUACCAAGUGGCAUCUCCAGACGAGGAAGCUCUUGUUUGUGCCGCCAGGGAGUUGGGCUGGGUCUUCCUGUCCAGGACCGGAGACAUCAUCGUUGUCUCCGAACUGGGAGUCACCCGUCGCUAUAAACUGCUGGCGUUGCUUGACUUCACCAGCCAGAGGAGAAGGAUGUCUGUGCUGGUUCAGGAGCCAGGGGGAGCUUUGAAACUUUACUGCAAGGGAGCUGAUAUAGUGAUACUGGAGAGGCUACAAAGGGGCUGUCCACAUCAGGAGAUGACUGAACAAGCCUUGGAGGUUUUCUUCCAGCUGUUCUCCCAGGCCUCUCUGAGGACUUUGUGUAUUGCUGUCCGGUCGGUUACUGAGGCGUCAUGGAAGCAGUGGCGCAAAACGCUGGCCAGGGCGGCGGCCAUGGCGACCUGUGACCGCGGCAACCUGCUGGAGAAGCUUUAUGAAGAGAUGGAGCAAGAGCUUCAGCUUCUGGGAGUUACGGGCAUAGAGGACCGACUCCAGGAGGGCGUUCCAGAAACGAUCGCUUUACUUACACAGGCUGGGAUUAAAGUAUGGGUGCUAACAGGGGACAAAAAAGAGACCGCAGUCAACAUCGGCUAUUCUUGUAAACUGCUGGAUCCUGAUACAAAAUUACUUGAGUGGCAGGAGUUGAGAAACAUCCUGCAGUCCCCAGACCCUGAAGUCAGUUUCCUUAAGGCCGGUGAAACACAGCUGUGGGCUAUUGAAAAGGACAAACCCGGAUCAAAGACGGCGAUGGUCCUGACUGGUCCCGAACUGACAGAGUUUGACCAGAGUCCGGAAUGGGGGUCCACAUUCAUGAGCCUGGCCAAACAGUGUCAGUCGGUGUUGUGUUGCCGGGUGACACCUGGGCAGAAGGCCAACAUCGUCACUUUGGUCCAGAACCACACCAGCUCAAUUACGCUGUCAAUCGGGGACGGCACCAACGAUGUCAACAUGAUUAAGACGGCUCACGUUGGCGUGGGUCUGGUAGGAGUGGAGGGAGGCCAGGCUGUGCAGAACGCAGACUUCACCUUGUCCCAGUUCAGGUUCCUGCAGAGGUUGCUCCUGGUCCACGGGCGCUGGUCUUACCGCCGCAUCUCCCUUUUCUUGAGUUACUACUUGUUUAAGACAUGCAGCUACACGCUUGUCCAAAUAUGGUUUGGCAUCUUCAACGGCUUCAGUGCUCAGUCAGUAUAUGAACUAUGGUUCAUAAGUAUGUACAUCGCCUUCUACACGGCUUUCCAUAUUCUGUUUGUGGCCUUCUUUGAAAAGGAUGUGAGUGCAGAAAACAGCCUAAAACGGCCCGAGCUCUACAAGUCUGGACAGAGGCAGCAGCUUUCCAGUCCUCUGGUCAUAUUUGCGUCACUGGUGUACGCCGUCUACGCUUCACUUGCUCUCUUCUUCAUCCCGUAUGGAGUCUACUUCGACACAGAUUUAGACUACCAGACCAUGGCAAUCACUGUGUCCAUGGCAGCUACUUUUACUGCCAUCAUUGAGAAUGUGUUGAUCAGCAGAUAUUGGACAAUGUUGAACAUAGGAGCAGUGUGCUGUUCUUUGCUCAUGUUCUUCAUCGGCACCACGGUCACAAAUUGCAAGUUCCUGUUUCUUAGAGCACCUCUGGACUACUACUUUUACGGUGCAUCCGACAUGGCCUUCAGAGAUCCAGUCGUAUGGCUCACGGCUGUGCUCACCGCCUGGACGGCCGUGUUGCCUUCACUGAUCUUCCAUGCAGUCAGUGCCAUCCACCCCAGCCAAGACAAACAUAAGGUCCACAGCAUGACUCCUCAGCCAGUAGAACUGAAUUCAAGGUUCAAACGAGGAUCAUCUCGGCGUCGUUCUUCAUUUGCUGUCUCUCAAGGACCUGCGCCUGAACGCCUGAUCUCUUCAGGCAUCCAAAACACAGUUAUGGAUACCAACGGUGUGGCCUCGAGCGAUGCGAUUUGGUCUCAAUUAUAACACGAGUCGCAAUUAUUCUGAUUUUGGACUCAUCUUGACAACAUCAUGGAAGACUUGCAACUCGACUUGGACUUUUACAUCACUGACCCGGGACUUGACUCGGGCUUUAGCAAUACAACCUCAUAGCACUUGAGAGAUUAGGUAAGAGUGUUCAGCAAAUGUGUCCUCAGCAGUUAUAUACAAAAUGUAUUUUAAAGACAAAGUCGAUGCAACUAUGAUUAUCUUGACCAUGUGACAAGUUUGCAUUGCAGCAUAUUCCCCAGGUCAUGUCCCAGCAACCGCAUAUCAAUGUCAAAGAUGGCAUGCCACUCAAAUGUGCAAGUACUUCCUGUGCAUUCUGUCUAGUAAGUAUACUGAACAAAAAAACACAACACUUGUUUUUGCUCCCAUUUUUCAUGAGUUGAACUGAAAGAUCUAAAACUUUUACUGUAUACACAAAAUACCUAUACCUCUUAAAUAUUGUUAACAAAUCUAAGUGAGCACUUCAUCUUCGCCAAGUUAUUCUAUCUCACCUCACAGGUGUGGUAUAUCAAGAUGCUGAUUAAACAGCAUGAUUAUUGCACAUGUGUGCCUUAGGCUGCCCACAAUAAAAGGCCAUUCUGAAAUUUGCAGUUUUGCUUCAUUGAUAGUCUUUGGGGGUCAGAAAAGCUUUCAGUAUCUGGUGUGACUACCAUUUGCCUCACGCAGUGCAACACAUCUUCUUGGCACGUUGAUCAGGUUGUUGAUCGUGGCCUGAGGAAUUUUGGUCCACUCUUCUUCUAUGGCUGGGUGAAAUUUCUGGAUAUUGGCAGGAACUGGAACAUGCUGUUGUAUACGCCGAUCCCCAGCAUUCCAAACAUGCUUAAUGGGUGACAUGUACGGUGAGUAUGCUGGCCAUGCAAGAACUGGGAUGUUUUCAGCUUACAGAUCCUUGCAACAUGGGGCUGUGUAUUGUCAUGCUGCAACAUAAGAUGAUGGUCUCGGGUGAAUGGCACAACAAUGGGCCUUAUUAUCUCAUCACAGUAUAUAUGUGCAUUCAAAAUUAUAUCAAUAAAAUGCACUUGAGUUUGUUGUCCAUAACAUACAGCUGCCCACACCAUAACGCCACCCCAACCAUGGACAACUCGAUUCUCAACGUCUCAGCAAACUGCUCUCCCAUACAACACCCGACACGUUUGCCAUCUGCCCUGAACAGUGAAAACCAGGAUUCAUCCGUGAAGACAACACUUCUCCAACGUGCCAGACGCCAUGGAAUGUGAACAUUUGCCUACUCAUGUCGGUUACAACAACGAACGGCAGUCAGGUUGGGACCCCGACGAGGACGACGAGCGUGCAAAUGAGCUUCCCUGAGAUUAUUUGGUUAUGCAAACCAAUUGUUGCAGCAGCUGUCCGGGUGGCCGGUCUCAGACGAUCAUGGAGGUGCAUCAGCGGGAUGUGGAGGUCCUGGGCUGAUGUGAUUACACAUGGUCUGCGGUUGUGAGGCCGGUUGGAUGUACUGCCAAAUUCUCUGAAUCGCCUUUGGAGACGGCUAAUGAUAGAGAAAUUAACAUACAAUUCCUGGGCAACAGCUCUGGUGGACAUUCUUGCAGUCAGCAUGCCAACUGCACUCUCCCUCAAAACUUGUGGCAUUGAAAACUGAACAUUUCAAAAUGGCCUUUCAUUGUGGG